GAGUAGAGCAGUCGCUCUCGAUCUCUUUCUUCUUUCCCUUUCAUCAUAGCCCUCGCUGCUUACUCGAGAAACAUGUCAAAGAACCUACACUCGAUCACGGACCCCACAAAGAUGGGGCUGGGAUGCUCUAUUGCCGUGCUGACAUCUGGAGGCGACGCUCAAGGUAUGAAUGCUGCUGUAAGAGCAACAGUCAGAGUAGGUAUCUACACUGGAGCCAAAGUCUACUUUGUUCAUGAGGGGUACCAGGGCCUGGUGGAUGGAGGAGAAAACAUUCGGCCUGCCACGUGGGAGAGUGUUUCAAUGAUGCUUCAGCUGGGGGGAACAGUCAUAGGUAGUGCACGCUGCAAAGACUUCAGAGCCAGGGAGGGCCGCAUGAAAGCGGCCUGCAACCUGGUGAAGCUCGGAAUUACCAACCUGUGUGUCAUCGGAGGCGACGGCAGCCUGACCGGAGCCAAUGAGUUCAGGACAGAGUGGAGCGGACUGCUGGCUGACCUGCUCCGAGCUGGUAAGAUUACAGAUGAAGAAGCCAAAACCUCCUCCCACCUAAACAUCGUGGGCAUGGUGGGCUCUAUCGAUAACGACUUCUGCGGUACCGAUAUGACCAUUGGUACAGACUCUGCCCUACACCGCAUCAUCGAGGUGGUGGACGCCAUCACCACAACUGCACAGAGCCACCAGAGGACCUUCAUCCUCGAAGUGAUGGGCAGACACUGUGGGUACCUGGCGCUGGUGUCUGCUCUGGCCUGUGGCGCAGACUGGGUCUUCAUUCCAGAGAUGCCACCAGACAAUGGCUGGGAGGAACACUUGUGUAGGAGGCUGGCAGAUCAACGGGCCAGGGGUUCUCGUUUAAAUGUGAUCAUUGUCGCUGAGGGUGCUAUGUCCAGAGAAGGCAAACCCAUUUCAUCGGACAACAUAAAGAAGCUGGUAACUGACAGACUUGGCUUUGAUACGCGCACCACCGUCCUUGGACACGUACAGAGGGGAGGGACGCCCUCUGCCUUCGACAGAAUCUUGGGCAGCAGAAUGGGCGUUGAGGCGGUGAUGGCUCUACUGGAGGCCACACCGGACACCCCGGCCUGCGUGGUCAGCCUGUCUGGCAACCAGGCAGUUAGGCUGCCACUCAUGGAGUGUGUGCAAGUGACGAAAGAUGUGACUGCUGCCAUGGCUGAGGGCAGAUACGAGGAUGCUAUCAAGCUCAGAGGAAAGAGCUUUGAGAACAACUGGAACACAUACAAGCUGCUGGCCCACAUUAACCCCCCAGAUGUUAAAAGCAACAUCAACGUGGCCAUCAUAAAUAUCGGCGCCCCCUGUGCUGGCAUGAAUGCAGCCGUGCGUGCAGCGGUCAGAAUGGGCAUCAUCCAGGGUCACAACAUGCUGGCUGUUCACGACGGCUUUGACGGCCUCGCGCAUGGACAGAUUGAGCCUAUCAACUGGACUUCAGUGAGCGGCUGGACUGGAUUGGGAGGCUCAAUGUUGGGCACGAAGAGAACGCUUCCAGGUAAGCUGAUUGAGGAAAUCAGUCAGAACAUUGCAAAGUUCAACAUCCACGCCUUGGUGAUCGUCGGCGGCUUUGAGGCCUACGUGGGAGGCCUGGAGAUAGUUCAAGCCCGAGAGAAGUAUGAGGAGGUGUGCAUCCCUAUGGUUGUGAUCCCCGCCACCGUCUCCAACAACGUCCCUGGCUCCGACUUCAGCAUCGGUGCUGAUACCGCUCUAAACACGAUCACCUCCACAUGCGACAGAAUCAAGCAGUCUGCCGCAGGCACCAAACGUCGUGUGUUCCUUGUCGAGACGAUGGGUGGCUACUGCGGCUACCUAGCCACCAUGGCAGGGCUAGCGGCCGGGGCAGACGCUGCAUACAUAUUUGAGGAGAAAUUCAAUAUUAAAGACCUGGAGGGGAAUGUUGAGCAUCUUGUGGAGAAGAUGAAGACGACUGUGAAGAGAGGCUUGGUUCUCAGGAACGAGAACUCAAAUGCCAACUACACCACGGAUUUCAUCUUCAACUUGUACUCCGAGGAGGGUAAAGGCGUCUUUGACUGUCGCAAGAAUGUGCUCGGACACAUGCAACAAGGUGGCACUCCAACACCUUUUGACAGGAACUUUGGCACAAAGAUGGGCGCCAAGUCUGUCCUGUGGCUGACUGAGAAGCUCAAGGAGUGCUACAGGCAUGGUCGCAUCUUUGCCAAUACACCUAACUCUGCCUGUGUGUUGGGCAUGAGGAAGAGGGCGCUCACCUUCCAGCCCCUAGCUGAACUUAAGGGAGACACAGACUUUGAGCGCCGCAUUCCAAAGUCGCAGUGGUGGCUGAAGAUUCGGCCCAUCAUGAAGAUCCUGGCCAAGUACAACAUCAAGCUGGACACAUCAGAACAUGCUGACAUGGAGCAUGUGAUCAAGAAAAGAAGCAACUAGGGAAACUGAUGGAUGAGCACACAACAGUUUAGUUUUAUGUUAUACAUGUAUUCAGAAGCACUAUCAAGAGAAACAAUAAACUCUAA
Messenger RNA from Phycodurus eques (leafy seadragon), 2492 nucleotides. RefSeq names its product phosphofructokinase, muscle a (gene pfkma). Gene Ontology annotation, biological process: canonical glycolysis; fructose 1,6-bisphosphate metabolic process; fructose 6-phosphate metabolic process. Gene Ontology annotation, molecular function: ATP binding; identical protein binding; AMP binding. Gene Ontology annotation, cellular component: 6-phosphofructokinase complex; cytoplasm; membrane. The record is from RefSeq and is a predicted model, not a curated record. Bases 73 to 2406 code for a protein of 777 amino acids. The transcript is spliced from 22 exons. NCBI's taxonomy places the organism in Eukaryota, Metazoa, Chordata, Actinopteri, Syngnathiformes, Syngnathidae.